AGAAUUUGAAGAAAAAAUGUUACCUUCGCCUGCCCUAAUCAACCCUUUGUAUGCUGCCUUAUUGGCUGUUGGAGGUAUUAUUGGAUACGUGAAAGCUAACUCGAAGCCGUCCGUGAUUUCUGGGGCCGGUUGUGGACUUAUCGUGUUUCUUUGCACUAUACUAAGCGUGCCGUUCGCAAGUCUCAUAGUUGCUGCUAUAUCCGGACUGAUGUUGUACAUAAUGGGAACUCGAUAUAUCCACACAAAAUCGAACGUUGCGGGCAUCGUUGCAGCAACAAGUAUCCUCACCCUGCUCUCUCAGCUCAGCCACAUCCUAUCCACAGGAAGCUUCACUAAAUAGACAAAUUGGAUCCGCUUCGGCAAGCAAAACUACCUCCAUUUUAAUAAGUUGUUGGUAAAAAUUUCACUUGUACAGUGUUGUAUAUUCACGCUACCUCAGUAGAACCAAUAAACUUCCGGUGUGUACCUUUGGAUUUGUUGCUCUUUGCGAGAAAUUACCUCACCUAGAAUGCCUUUUGAACGUCUUGUAUAUUCAUGCUACCUCAGUAGAACGAAUAAAUCUCCGAUGUAC
Molecule: messenger RNA, 571 nt
Organism: Cylicocyclus nassatus
Lineage: Eukaryota; Metazoa; Nematoda; Chromadorea; Rhabditida; Strongylidae
Source: the annotation of a GenBank genome assembly